AAACUGACAAAACCGCACAUUCUCUCUCUCUCUGCAGCCAAUUCAUCGCCGAAGCUACAAAAGUCUUUGCGGCGAAAGGAAUCAUUUAUUUAUUUUUGCCUAUUUCUUCUUCCUACAAAAUAUGAAAUGAAAAUUAAGACAGAAACCUGCCCCAGACCAGCAGCGUCAGCGUUUCUCUUCUUUUUCUUGUCGUUCCAUUGGCCAUGGGUGGUUCCUUUCUCCUCUUGUCUUCUUUCCUCCUCUCCAUUUUUGCUUGUUUGCGAAGCUUCUCCCUCGUUUACGCCGAUACUAAUCUCACCCAACCGUCAUUUACCCCCAUCAACCGCGAUCUCUACCAUUCAAGUAAUGAUUUGAUUGAACAGAUAAAGUCUUUGGUCCAUCGACACCCUGACAAAUUUACUGUAGAAACAAUUAAAGCUGGGAACAAAGGCUACGGAGCAGAGAUCACUGUUGUUACUUAUUGUCGAAGUAGGAAAGAGAGUGAUGAGAGGUCAAAGUUCCGGAUCCUUCUUAGUUUUGGGCAGCAUGGGAGGGAGCUUAUCACAUCUGAACUGGCAUUGCGUAUCUUGUCAAUCUUAAGUGAAGAACAGUUUCUAACCAAGAUGGACCGAGCUUCCAUAAAUAGUGCCCUUGAUAAUUUGGUUAUAAAGGUAGUGCCAAUGGAAAACUUGAAUGGCCGGAAGCUUGUUGAAGAAGGAGAUCUUUGUGAAAGGAGAAAUGGGAGAGGAGUUGAUCUCAACCGGAAUUGGAGUGUAGAUUGGGGAAAGAAGGAGAAGGACUAUGAUCCAUAUGAAGAGAAUCCUGGAAGUGCUGCUUUUAGUGAGCCUGAAACCCAAAUCAUGCGGAAACUUGCCAUAUCAUUUGAUCCUCACCUAUGGGUUAAUGUACACUCUGGGAUGGAGGCACUAUUUAUGCCAUAUGACCACAAAAACACAACGCCUGACGGAUUGCCAUCACAGCAAAUGAGAUUGUUGCUUGAAGAACUGAAUAAAGUUCAUUGCCACAAGCGUUGCAUGAUUGGUUCUGGUGGAGGUUCUGUCGGGUAUUUGGCACACGGGACAGCAACAGAUUACAUGUAUGAUGUUGCAAGAGUACCCAUGGCAUUCACCUUUGAGAUCUAUGGAGAUGGUACAGCAUCAACAAAAGACUGCUUUAAAAUGUUCAAUCCAGUUGACCAUACCACCUUCAAGAGAGUUGUCAAUGACUGGUCUGCUGCUUUUUUCACAAUUUUUAAGCUAUUACCUCGUCAGCUUGAUGUCCAUACCAAAGCUGCUGUAUCUAAUUUGGAGAAAUGGGUAUCCAUAGAUGAAUAUCUUGAUGGUUACUUAAUGGGGAGGAGAAACAGAUACGGGAAGAAGAUGGAGGUGCUUGAGGUUGGAAUGCAGGAAAUAAGAACAUAUUUCAGGCUUUUCUUGUUAUCCUCAGUACUGUUACUGUUCAUGUUCUGUUCCAGAAUUUCAAAAAGUAAGGGUGGCAGACAAAUUGUUUCGGCCAUGCCUCUUUGACAUUUUACAUAGAAUACAAAUGAGAGAGAGCUGUAUGUUAAUAUUCUUUGGUCCAUAAAGAUGUAUGCUGUGAUUUGCAAAAGUGAACAGAGAUAUUUUUGUACGUGUUGGUUACAUUCUUCUUAGAUAAUGUAGAUAUUUUUUGACGAUUC
Messenger RNA from Theobroma umbraticum, 1657 nucleotides. RefSeq names its product Zn-dependent exopeptidases superfamily protein. Gene Ontology annotation, biological process: proteolysis. The record is from RefSeq and is a predicted model, not a curated record. Lineage: Eukaryota; Viridiplantae; Streptophyta; Magnoliopsida; Malvales; Malvaceae. Gene Ontology annotation, molecular function: metallocarboxypeptidase activity; zinc ion binding.